CUCCAGGUGCUGAGCAAGAUGCCCCCCAGGCCUCCGGCCUCCUUCCCCAUUCUCCUCCUCUUCCUCCUCCCUACCAUCCCUUCACAGCCUCACCCCCCACCCACACCACUGCCCCCGUUUUUGGCCCCUGAGUGGGACCUCUUGUCCCCUCGAGUAGCCCUGUCCCGGGGAGCCCCCUCAGGACCCCCUCUGCUCUUCCUGUUGGAGGCCGGGGCCUUUGGGGAGCCAGUGGGUGCUCCGGCCAACCGCAGUCGCCGUGGGGUGAGCGAGACAGCACCGGCCAGUCGCCGGGGCGAGCUGGCCGUGUGCGAUGCAGUCAGCGGCUGGGUGACUGACCGCCGGACGGCUGUGGACCUGCGUGGGCGCGAGGUGGAGGUGCUAGGUGAGGUGCCAGCAGCCGGUGGCGGCCCCCUCCGCCAGUACUUCUUUGAGACCCGAUGCAAGUCAGACAGCACUGGGGAAGGCAGCCCCGGUGGGGGCGGUGGGGGCUGCCGUGGUGUGGACCGGCGACACUGGAUGUCAGAGUGCAAGGCCAAGCAGUCCUACGUGCGGGCACUGACUGCCGAUGCCCAGGGCCGCGUGGGCUGGCGAUGGAUUCGAAUCGACACUGCCUGCGUCUGUACACUCCUCAGCCGCACGGGCCGGGCCUGA
Molecule: messenger RNA, 651 nt
Organism: Elephantulus edwardii (Cape elephant shrew)
Lineage: Eukaryota; Metazoa; Chordata; Mammalia; Macroscelidea; Macroscelididae
Gene: NTF4
Product: neurotrophin 4
Exons: 1
Coding region: 19-651 (210 amino acids)
Biological process (GO): negative regulation of neuron apoptotic process; neuron projection morphogenesis; nerve growth factor signaling pathway
Cellular component (GO): extracellular region
Molecular function (GO): growth factor activity; nerve growth factor receptor binding
Source: RefSeq, a predicted model, not a curated record